Messenger RNA from Pistacia vera, 1008 nucleotides. RefSeq names its product sugar transporter ERD6-like 5. The transcript is spliced from 12 exons. The record is from RefSeq and is a predicted model, not a curated record. Lineage: Eukaryota; Viridiplantae; Streptophyta; Magnoliopsida; Sapindales; Anacardiaceae. Bases 1 to 1008 code for a protein of 335 amino acids.
AUGACGGAAAGUGGAGAAGCGUCUAGUGGUCUGCCACAUGAGCCAUCAGGGCCUGUCACUUUUAAGCUUGUUUUCAGCAGCUUGGUUGCCGUUUGCGGCUCAUAUGUUUAUGGACAUGCGGUGGGAUAUUCAUCGCCGGCUGAGUCUGGAAUAGUUGAUGACCUUGGCCUGACUACGGCACAGUAUGCAGUUUUCAGCUCAAUAUUGACAAUUGGAGCAAUGUUAGGAGCAGUUAUAAGUGGGGAAUUGCAGACUUCAUUGGCGAAGAUGGGCAAUGGGAAUUUCAGAAUUGAUUGCAUAUCUGGUUGGGAUGCAACAUGGCUAGACUUGGGAAGAUUUAUUUGGGAUGUGGAAUUGGACUUACUUCUUAUUGCGUUCCCAUAUGUUGCAGAAAUUUCUCCUAAGCAUGUUAGGGGUGCUUUUACUGCGCUAAAUCCGAUGUUUAUAGGCAAAGUAGGUAAAAUGAAUGAUGUUGAAGUUCUCUACAGCGCUUGGGGGACGGAUGCUGAUGUUGCACUAGAAGCCGCUGAAAUCCAAGUUGGAGUUGGCGAUUGUAUUCCAACGAUUUGGGGGUUAUUUUGGUUUGUGUUCUAUGCAGCACCAUUUUUAGGAUGCUGGUUAUGCAACUGUUUUGGGACUUUUCUUGAUAGACAGGGCUGGAAGGAGACGCUAUUACUGAUUUCUACAGUGGGAUCUUGCUUGGGUGUUUUCAUUACAGGGGUCGGAUAUCUAUUCAAGGUUCGGUUUAUUGCAAAUAUUAUACAUUACCACUUUACUUACCUCCUCUGCCUGCCAGCUGCUACUCUUUUCCUUGUGGCUGUUGUUUCUGGUAAUGACUUUUUGCUUUCAUGUGGAGACCUUGGAGCUGAGAGGGAGCUCACCGCCUCGUUUGCCUUAUUGGUGUAUUGGAACAUUCUUCAUUAUGUAGCGUAUGUGUCUUGGUGUUCUAUCAUUGCAAAGCUGGUGCCAGAAACCAAGGAUCGAACAUUAGAAGAAAUACAAGAAUAA